Molecule: messenger RNA, 894 nt
Organism: Gregarina niphandrodes
Lineage: Eukaryota; Apicomplexa; Conoidasida; Eugregarinorida; Gregarinidae
Product: putative transmembrane protein
Exons: 1
Coding region: 1-894 (297 amino acids)
Source: RefSeq, a predicted model, not a curated record
AUGCGGCACAUGACGAAUACACAGUCGAGUUCCGCGAAAACGAGUGCGUUAUUGGCGGUGCUCCUGAGGUCGGACGGCACCAGGCCGGACACGGCGGGGUGUGUGCCCCGCAUGGUGUACUUUACAACAGAGCAGGGCGCGGUGGCGUAUGCGGUGGCGGCGGCACCGCCGGACGUGUUUGAUAUGUUGCAGAGUAAGGAGUACUUGGCUGAGGAUUCGGAAGGGACUGGAAAGAUUCCGAUGGUCGUCUCCCACAGCUUCGACUGGUUUGAAGAAUUCAAGCGACUGAAGUUCUGUUUGCCAGGAGAAUCGUCGGGGGUGCCAGACCCCGAGGCGGCAGACCCCGAAGCGGCAGACCCCGAGGCGGCAGACCCCGAGGGUCCCAUGUCGCAGGUGGAAGGGAUUGUGUUUGGCCAGCUGAUGAAGCGACUGACUCGGUUGGGGUUGGACACCACUCAGCCCGAGGGCUGCGACGAUCUCGUUCGCGAUAUUUUCGGCGCGCGACCCAUCGAACUUUUGGAACGAGACACCGGCGGCGACCAAGUCUCUGUGGUCUACUCGGGCGAGCUGAAGCCGGAGGAGGUCCAGAACUUCUUGAAGCACGCAUCCAAGGAGUGGAGGACUCUCUUCGACCCCCGCCCCUCCCUCCUGUUACGCCCCUAUUUCCUGUGGCCUGCCGUCGCCGUCGGCUUCACCGCGGGUACCAUGGCCUUGUACUGGGCCGUCAAGAUGCUGCCCCAUCACUACAAUGAAACAGCUCCCGUUAUGAACAGCUCAAUAUUGGGCAUUGGCAACUUCAGUCUGGACAACACUACCGCCAACACCCCCUUAGCUUUCCCACUUCCGGUGCUCCAACCACGACCUUUGUGUCCGACAGUGAGCUGGUCAGGCUGA